AAAAUCAUAUCACAAAAGUUUCUAAGCGAUGCUAGAUUUAAAUAGAGUUAAAAACCAUCAUUAUUGAAAUUCCAGAAUGAGAAAAUGAGUGACAACGUGAAAGAUUCCUGCGAGGCCUAUAUAUAACAUAUAUCAUAGGCAUCUGAUACGCAGAAACUCAGCUAUGUUAGUUACCGAAAAUAGCUUCAUAGAUACUGUCCUGCGGUCGUUCUUGUUGUAAUUGUUCCUCUUCAUAGCUCAUAAUUGUAGGCUCUAACCGUUUUGCUUCAGAUGUUUUUAUAACUUUUGCAUUGUUAGGCAGCGGAACGCCGAAUCUCUUGCAUAGUAGGCUUUCUGGUAUGAACUCAGUAACAAUUCGUGACGGUUCGAGGAACUUCUUGGGAGGAGCAUCUGUUGUCGGCAAUUGUUUGGAUUCAUCACUCUUAGACAUCGUAGCAGAAACAAAACGGUUUCCCAUAAUUGCUGAAAGCGGACGAUAUAGCGAAGCAGUUUGCAUAAACUCGGACAAAAGUACUGCCGACAUUCCUGAGAGUAAUGAGGAAUCAUCCUGUAGAUGCGCUUGAAGAAAUUUAUCAUAUAAAGGUUUUCGUUCAUCUUCAUAUGGGUGAUCAGGUCGCUCUGACGCUAGUUGAGCAGUCUUCGAGUCUAUGAGACGCCAAUCUGAAUUCUGAGAAUUGACUUUAUGCGCUUUCUCAUGUGUAUUUAAGUCUCCUUCGAGCCGUCGUCCUCUCUCGUCUGCUCGCAAUUCCUUAAUUGGCAAAGAUUCUGAUGCUGAAGAGCAUUUAAGUUUUUGAUAACGCAAGUACUUGGGUUGCCAAUCCGCUGGAAUGUCCGGAAGAGUACUAUGUGAGGUGAUCGAAAGCAUGAAUGGUUUGGCGCGAGUGACAAAACCAGGGAACAAAGUUGAUUCAGCUGCUUGUACCUUUUUUUCUCCUUUUGUGGAGACCAAAGAUACAUUGCUCUUGCUCUUUUUUUUUAUGAAAGCAUGCCGAAUAGUGGGUAGGCUGUUCGAUAGAACGGGUUUGGGUUUUUUUAUGGUAAGGGCUUUAUCAUAGUGUACAUUAAUUGGAGGUCCUGUAUCAUAAAUAUCGGCAUCUUCUUCUUCUUCGUUGUUAAGCGCACCUAAACUGAUGUCUGGGUCUCGUUUCCGCAAAACAUUAGACUGAAUCCGAGUUGCUUUAACCCGUUGAAUUGUCUUAUCUUCCGCAUAUCCGAGACCAUGGUAUGCGUGCAUGUCUUGUGGAAAGACCGGGAUAUCUCGUCUACCCACAAAGGUUUGGCCAUUCCACCCCAUCUGUCGAAGGAGUUUUUCUCCGCAAAAUGAGUUUGAAGACGUAGUUAAUUCUCGGAGCAAAGGAUCAUCUAAAGAACAGGCACUGUUAAUAGUGGGCUGUCUCGGGAUAAAUUGUAAUGACGCAUCGCGAUCGGCGAGGUCCUCUUCGUCCAUUAUGUCCUCCAGUGUUGGUGCAUUUGCUACUGAUGCCCGAUUUGUUCGGGAACUCGACCACGAACUUGGUGUCCAUCCUUCCUUCGAACCGACCGUGUUAAAAUAACCAGCAGAGAAACCGCCUGUAAAAGCUCCAUGGAAUCUUUUCCGUCCAGAUUCAUCUCUAGCUUCUUGUAACCAGCUUGGAGGGUGUGAACCGUAUUGCUGGUACACAGCGUGUUUAGGAGCCAAAGGCACCCCAUAUACAAUGUAUGGAAAGUCUUCACUGGUUGGCAAAGACCGUUUUCUUAAGGAAUUCAUAAUCAUAAAUUCAGUAAAAGAUAAACAGAGGUAACAAAAAGGACGAUGACUUAAAGUGAUUAAGUAAUAGAAGAAAUGAUUAUCAUGAAGGAAUAUGGAAACAAAUUAUGAUUCCUAAAAAUACAUAUACCACCAAAUGUCACAAAUAAAUCUCUGUUUCAGUUGUACAGUGAAUGGAGUCCAUUCCAGUGCCAGUCAGUCUCUUACUCCGCACAGCACGACAAUGUUGUUUUUGUCCGUUUCGGGUUUUGGUGGUGAAUCCGAGUCAUCAAAUAUCCUGGUUGGCAGCACUGCAACCAUACAGAUGCUAAACGACAGGUAUCAAAACUCUCAAAAGAGUUGACUACACUCCUAGUAAUUUUCAAUUUGCAUAUGACAAUUUCUUUUUUUUACUCUACACAUUAGUUUUCUUUGUUUUUUUGCGUGGCCGCUGAACAAUAAAACUCACCACCAAAAAGUUGCUCUGGAUUAAUCCGCGAUGCUGGGGAAUCAGCGGAAGCGGAAGUGCUGGAACAAUCCUACUUGAUUUGAAGGGCUGCGGCCGGUAAGACUGCUUCUCUUACCCCUUUUCUAAAGACUGUUAAAAACCUCUCAACUGUUACGAGGUACGAUUACUGGCAAUCUGGCCUCUCGCAGGUCAACGCAGUACUUUUGCUCAUCAGAUAGAACAUUUUGGAACAACGAUUGCCAACUUGUUGAAAAAGGAUAUCUUUAAAUCGUAAACUGUAAUAUUACCAGUUUCUUAGUGAACCUGGUUUCUCGACGAAUUUUCACGUCGAGCAAGUUCGAAUGUUUCAGGGCUUUCCUUCAUGAUACUUGUGUUUUCUUUUCUUUUAUUUAGAGAGAAUCAACCGCAUCCUGGUUUCUUUUGUCAUUGAUCCACGAUAUCGGUAGGACAUGUCAACCCCUAUCACUAAUACUGAGACUGUGGACAGUGUUUUUUCAAACAUUGGAGAUUUUAUUGAUUCUUUUCCUGCUCGAAUACACGUCAACACUCGAGGAAAACUGAUUGUCAUUCAUCGCACAGAGUUGAACUUUCUUCCCGAGUGUCUACUUGCCCUUAUACUCCCAAAUGGAUUACAGCCGUUGUUUGAAAACAAAGGCGCCACGAGGGAGACGGCGCUUCCCUGUACACGAAUUGAUCCUUCUGUUUUAAGUUGGUUGUUAAAUAGUUUUCAGAAACUUACACGUGAUACAUACCUUCAGAGCAACUGGAUUUCACAAUCAUUCCCCGGAACUUCCGCAUCUAUUCUUCUAAUUGAAUAUUGUGAUAUUUUUGUCGUUCCUCAAGACCUGAAACCAGUGACGCUCGAAUUAAAAAAAGAGGUGCUUAAUAAUGUUCUUCGCCAAAAUAAAGUGUUUCAGGAUUUACUGGAACGAAAAAGCGAUUCAAACUCUAGUUUUCCGGAAUAUGCUUUAAUGGACUUACUAUGUUGCAGUGGAUUUAGCGCGAAAGACAAGUGGAUGAAACGCAUUAAAGAACCGGGAAGGACAAGCAUAUGCUCUUACAACCUUGUUUGUAUGCGGUGUUCCGAUUUGAAAACGGAUCAAGAUGAUUCAAUCUCAUACAAACUGCUUUUAUUUUGGAGAAAACCAUCGAGCAAAUGUUGGUGGAUACCUUCUACACAAAAAUUGAAUGGGCGUACUGUCCGCGUUUGGAAGAGGAAAACAUGGGUAUUGGAAGUGAAUGUAUUUGGCAAUGAUUCCCCUCUUCAAUCGUUGUAGUGUUAAUUUAUAUGAUAAUAGUAAGCAUUCUAUCCUUGUAGAACGGUGAUAGCUAUGUGCACGGACUUGUGAUUACAA
Messenger RNA from Schizosaccharomyces japonicus yFS275, 3550 nucleotides. RefSeq names its product phosphatase activator. The coding region runs from base 2645 to 3472 and encodes 275 amino acids. Lineage: Eukaryota; Fungi; Ascomycota; Schizosaccharomycetes; Schizosaccharomycetales; Schizosaccharomycetaceae. The transcript is spliced from 3 exons. The record is from RefSeq and is a predicted model, not a curated record.